This is a messenger RNA of Xenia sp. Carnegie-2017, 3362 nucleotides long. RefSeq lists its product as uncharacterized. The transcript has 2 exons. The coding region runs from base 1248 to 3002 and encodes 584 amino acids. The record is from RefSeq and is a predicted model, not a curated record. NCBI's taxonomy places the organism in Eukaryota, Metazoa, Cnidaria, Anthozoa, Malacalcyonacea, Xeniidae.
UUAAGAAUAUUCUAGAAUAUGUAUAAUGAAUUAAAAAUCUCAACCUUAACUCAUUCGUGUUAAUAUAGCCAGUAGAGACUGUACGGACUGUAGAGUGUGUAUAGCCUGUAUAGUGUGUACAGCCUGUAUAGUGUGUUUAAUAUGCAUCUCUCACUCACUUUUUUAUUGACGGAAUUUCAACUAUUUAGCUAUAAACAAAACAGGCACAGUUUUGGUACAGUUUUUUACAUGGACAAUAUAUCCGGUGAAUUUUGAGAUUGUUAAAAAUCUUGAAAUGCAACUCAGUAACUACAAAACAAAAAUGACAGUUAAAAAGUACUAGCUUAAUUCUACAUUGCUUAGCAAUGUUGUAAACAAGCAAAUUUUUGCAUAUAGUGGCUGCUAAUUAGGCGAUUAUCACAGUAUGAAAUUUACGAAUCAAUUUAUUUCGAACGUAUUUAGAUAACUCGAAUCGCUUUUCUGGGUAGAAUAUAAAGCCAACCGUCUUUACUUGGAAAAAUUAGGAAGGCAUUUCAAUAAGAUGCAACGAAAUCAACAUUGUCAACGCACUGUUCCAAAUGAAAGGAAGCUCAAGUGAAAUUCGGGCGAAUUCCGCUCGUGCCCAUAAUGAUUUUGCGUGAAAUUCAAUCAAAACGUUUAAAAUUCACCAGAGUUGAUAAACUUUGUCUCUUUAAAAAAUUUUUGUUAUAUUAGUCGUUGUUCUUUGCGUUCAUUUGCAUUUAUUUCCCAUGUAUUUCAUCAGUCGCACCGUCGUCAGUCAUACCAUGAUACUCCUGUCAUCAAUGCGAAUCAGGUGGUAAUUAUUAAAUCCAUAUGACGUCUUGAAGAUGAAUUGCGUAAGUAAUCACUUUCGUCUAUUCAAUGAGGAAAAUUAAGCUUUUUUUCCAGUAUGAAAAACCAAACGUUGGUAGUCGACAAAGAUUUUCCAAACAGUACAUUUUAACAGUACAUUUUAUCCUGGCUGCGUGUGAGUAUAUUUGCUGUGGCAGUCCUCUCUCCCACGCAAGGUAUCCUUGCGGGGCAUUUUAAAAGUAGCUAUCAGAAGAAAAGUUUUUUAUAACAUAUAACACCCGCAAGGAUAUUUUGAAAUUGUUAACAUUUUUAAGCAUAUGUCUACGUUGCAGUUAGAGGUUUUAAUCUGUUAAAGACGAAAUUGGUGACGAAGUGAUUGAUUGCAAAAGAAAAGAUUGCUGAAUCAAAACAGAGCACAACUCAGGACUGGCCUACUUGAAGACUUCAAGCUUGCAAUGGAUCCAAUAGCAUUAAGUUGGGAACUAUUGUCGGGUUUUUCAGUAGGUGGGAAACCACUCCUGGAAUUACUAGGUGUAAUCGACAGCGAAUUAACCAUAUUAAAAGCAAUGUGUAGAAAAGAUCUCCAAAGCAGCAUCAGUCAUUUCAGGAGAGGUGUAGAAAAACUAAAUCUCCCAAAGUCAAUUGAAAACAAAGAAUAUGAGUCGCUACCAUCAAAGACACUACAGUCGGCUAAAGAGUCGUUUAUCGAGGCGGACAGAGAAGCAAACAAGGCAUUUCACAAUAAAUCAUUAAAAAUUGAAGAAAAAAUAACUGCGUGCAUGAUUUGCAUCGCAAGUUCUAUUCUUCGACAUUUUAAUGAUAGUGAGGCAGCAGAAAAGGAUGCUAUGGUAUACUUGAAAAACUUGAAUUCGUUGCACGAGGUAGGAAAGCUUUUUUCUUUUCCACAAUUAACCUUUAACAAAAACCAGAGGGACAAAAACAUUGAAAAUGUACUGAUGGUGAAUUUAUUACUAGCCAAUUUCAUUUCAAACAACACAUUUAUAAAACGAGCUGUUCUUGACUGGCCAUUAAUUGAAUCAGGUGUGCACAAGUUUCAUCCUUUGUAUUUUAAAGAUAUUGAAGGAAUCAUGAGUUCUUCCACACCUUGGUACGAAUCUCGUUUUUGUAAAGAUGAAGCUCACCUAUUUGUCGACAAAGAAAUCACAAUAACCAACGAAGGAGAAGUGCUGAUUUUUUCUGGAAAAAGUCUCCAAAAAGUCGACAGCGAAACAGGAAAGCUUCAACCGUGGUGUAAAGAAAGUUGUGAGAUUGAUGAUUGGCAAGUUAGAUGUAUGACAGCUGAUAACAAUGGCGUGGUAUAUGUUCUUUCUGGUUAUGGAAAUAAGAACACUUGGAACUAUCAAUUGACAGUUUUUUCAGAAGAUGGCGCUAUCCAACAAUCUACUUUGAAGUUUCUUGACAAUAUAGAGGCACGAAACUUGUUUAUGGCCGUCACAAAUGAUGAAGUAGUUGCUAUUGCAUUUGUUGAAGGUGACCAACCUAACAUCAACCUAUGUGUAUGCUACAAAACUGGUUUUCUCUUUCUCGAACCUUGUAGGAUUAUAGGCAUUAAUAAUCCACUUGUUGACGAGUUGAAAUCUUUGUGUUUUUCUGCUGAUAGGCAAAUAGCCAUGAUAACCUAUCGAAAUCCCCGUGAAUAUUACAGAAUGCUUUUCUACAACAUGGAAGCAAAUUUAUCAGAUUGCAUGAAAUUCAAACCGUCCCUUGAUGAGAUCAAAGAAUAUGAUCAAGUUAUUUACACACCACUCUCCAAGUGUAUCACAGGUUAUUUCUUUAAUAAGGAUGCUUCAAAGUUAUUGAUCGAGACUUUUUCAACUGAAACCAAAAAACUACAGUCGUCGCUCGUAUUGAUGAAAGCAGGAUAUGAUUUGGGAUUGUUUAAUGGCUCAUUUCGUAUUGUUUAUCAUGAUAACGGAGGAGUGGCUUUGGUUACAAAAGAGUGCAUAGUUCAUUUAACAAAAAAUUUAGAAGAAAAUCCCAGUCAAAACCGAGUGUUUAUGGAUAGGAAUGAGCCUGGCCUUUCAUCAGCAACAAAAAAGCCUGAUACCAACCAUAACGUUCGUGCCUACAGCGUUAAAGUAAGAAAAAGAAGUGAACGAAAAAACGAAGACAGCUCGGAACAAAAACUUGAAAAGAGUUUCAGUCAAGGAAGUUAUUUUAAGACGCUUAAAGAGUUGGAAAAAAGUUGAUAAGGCGGAGUUGUACUCCAGUAUCUAAUGCUAUUACUCAAUUCAAACAAACAAAAGGCAAAGUAUUCAUUGAGUCGCACGUAGAAAUACGUUAUUAUCGCACAUACUCUAAUUUCAUUGCUUCAAAGCAAUAUUGCAUGGCAAUUCGAGGUCGCAAAAAUAUCAAGAUGACAAAAUUUUUAGACAAAAUUUUACCACUAGCACUGUCAACUUUCAUACAUAUCACGAUACUUCAACAUAUAUAUUUUGAUCAAUGUUUAUUGUGGGCACUAGAACUCCUAAUGUCUUAUAUGAAAUUAUAAUAACAGCAUGCACACAUGUCAAAUAGCAACAAUGUCAAUAAAUUUAUACGUUGCUUAA